This is a messenger RNA of Maudiozyma barnettii, 615 nucleotides long. It is a transcript of the gene CUE1, whose product is annotated as Cue1p. Gene Ontology annotation, molecular function: ubiquitin binding. The record is from RefSeq and is a predicted model, not a curated record. NCBI's taxonomy places the organism in Eukaryota, Fungi, Ascomycota, Saccharomycetes, Saccharomycetales, Saccharomycetaceae. The coding region runs from base 1 to 615 and encodes 204 amino acids. The transcript has a single exon.
AUGGAUUCAAAUAUAUUAUCAAUUAUUAUAACCUUAUUGUUAGGUGUCUUCAUACUGAAAUGGUUCUUACAAAGCGAUGCACAUCCUUCAACCGAUAGAAUAAACAGAACACAAGUGAGAGGCAGGGGUUCCACAGGUCAAAGAGCCCGAACCUCUGGUAAUGGACGUAAUGAACAUACUGUGACUCCCGAUAUGAUACAAGCCGUGCAGAACGUCGCACCAACAAUGGAUGUCGAACAAAUCAGAUAUGCUUUAAAACAAUCGGGAUCGGUGGAAAUAACUGUGGAAAGAUACCUUAGAGGUGAGAAUUUCCCAUUCCCACCAAAUUAUACGCCACCUGUUGUUCCUAAUGGAGGUCGUCAUUCAAGAGAUGAAACCAGUAAUGAUCCAAGAAAGAGAAGUAAUAUUAAGAGUGAUAAUUUAUUGACAAAAUUUAAAAUUAAUAUCAAUGAUCCUAAUUGUGAUGCUGAGUUUGAAUCCGUAGAGUUUUCUGAUUUGGAUAUGGAUCAAAGAAGAAGAUACAUGGUAUGGGAAUCAAGAAGAAAAAUGGAGAAACGUUUGGAGACUGAUUCUGAAUUGAAGUCAUUAUUAAAUGACACGCCUAUAUCUGUAUAA